Cricetulus griseus (Chinese hamster) is the source of this 2427-nucleotide messenger RNA. NCBI's taxonomy places the organism in Eukaryota, Metazoa, Chordata, Mammalia, Rodentia, Cricetidae. The record is from RefSeq and is a predicted model, not a curated record.
GGGAAGCAGAGGGAGAGCUCAGAAUCUGCCCUCUGCUGUACAUCGGGCGCGGAGGGAUGGAGCUGGCACCGUCGUCGGGGUGCACGGACACCGCGACUCGGAGUCCGCGAGACUCGAUGAGGAAGCAGAGCGCGCGCACGGCCGCGCUCAUCCUGUGCAUCUUGUCUUACCUGCUGGUGGGCGCCGCGGUCUUCGAUGCACUGGAGUCCGAGGCCGAGCGCAAUCGGCAGCGGCUGCUGGCCCGGAAGCGCGGCGAGUUCCGCAGAAAGUACGGCUUCUCUGCCGACGACUACCGGGAGCUGGAGCGCUUGGCGCUGCAGGCAGAGCCGCACCGUGCCGGCCGCCAGUGGCGCUUCGCAGGCUCCUUCUACUUCGCCAUCACGGUCAUCACGACCAUCGGGUAUGGCCAUGCUGCGCCAGGCACAGACUCGGGUAAGGUCUUCUGCAUGUUCUAUGCACUCCUGGGCAUCCCGCUGACACUGGUCACCUUCCAGAGUCUGGGCGAGCGUCUAAACGCGCUGGUGAGAUGUCUGCUGCUGACUGCCAAGCGCUGCCUGGGUCUGCAGCGGCCGCACGUGUCCGCAGAGAACAUGGUAGUGGCCGGGCUGCUGCUGUGCGCAGCCACCCUGGCCCUCGGCGCUGCUGCCUUUGCGCACUUCGAGGGCUGGACCUUCUUCCACGCCUACUACUACUGCUUCAUCACCCUCACCACUAUCGGCUUCGGCGACUUCGUGGCGCUGCAGAGAGACGAGGCGCUGCAGAGGAAGCCACCCUACGUGGCCUUCAGCUUCCUCUACAUCCUGCUGGGGCUCACAGUCAUUGGUGCCUUCCUCAACCUGGUGGUCCUGCGAUUCCUCGCUAGCGCUGACGCCCCUGAGCGCUCAGCCCACCGCGCCAGCGCAUUUCGCAAGGGGGCGCUCGAGAGCCGCAUCGGUGGGGCGGCCUCCACCUGCAUCUCUCAUGGCAUCCAUCAGCUGGAGACCUGGGCACGUGACAACCCGGCCUUCUCGCCUCCCUUGAGUCCAGAAGCCCUGCCUCACUGUCACAGCAGCCCAGAUAGACGCCGAACACGGAGGAAGUCCAUCUGACAGUCUUACCCACCCGGGUCAGGCCUGGCCAAUGUCUAGCCCCGUCUGUUAGCAAACCCACCUUUCCUCAGGCUUGGAGGGGGUUGAGGCUCCCGUGACCAUCUGUGGAUCAUCCCUUCUAGAAAUACAUGACUGCUGCACUAAAGGCACAAGCCUAUUCUACAGUCACCCUGGAAGUGUAAACUGUUUAGUCUAAUCUUGUAGGAAAAUGUGGCCUUCAGCCCCUAGGAGGGGUGACACUAGGUCACCCCCUCAAAGGAUGGCUAGCUUCUGCUCUGAAGAGGACACAAGAUACCUUGCGGGGGGAGGCAUAAUUUUAAACACUAGAAUUCUCCUCCCGAGACUGGAUGCUCACGCUAGAAGUAUCAGAUAGAGGCAGGCUGAAGGUAGUUUAUGGCUCACAGUGGGCAAUUUCUGCACGAUAUAGACGGCAUUCCCUUUGCUCGGCAUGAAGGGUGAAAAUUAGCCUGUGUGUAAAUGGUUGCCUCCACUGUCAAGCAGAGCCUUGUCCCUGGCUAGCCCCCUUUGGAUAAAGGUGAUGCCCCCCCCCAUCAUUACCUAUAUACGCAGCUCAGUGGUGUGGAACAAAUUUCUGAGUCGCACCAAUCACCAGCAACAUGCCAUUGGGAUUUCACUUCACUUUCCUGGCCCUCAGCUUCUCCAUCAGUAAACCCGAGCUCAUUUGCAAACUCUGCUUCACAUGGGCACCCAUAGAGGGCAUUAACAAGCCCAUGUCGAGGCACCUUGGCAUCCUAGAGCACUCAGCCCUGAAAACACGUGCCCCUUAUCUUCUCAGAUAGAAUUGUCUCGAUGUAAAACAAGAGCAAAGCCAGGGUAGAAAAGCCAAAAACUUUAAUUUCCAACAUGAGCUAUGUGGUCAUGAACACAAUGCAAUGUGACCCACUCCAACUCAAAGACCCCCCAAACCCUCCCUUCCUGAAGGACCAGGAUGCUCCUGCUCCCCAAGAGGGCACAGGGAAAGGUGUGUAGAUGGAGGGAGGCUCCCAGCCCAAAGAUGCUGGAGUCCCACCUUCCUGCCACCUUCCUGGAGGACACCAAGGGCUCAGAGGUAACACCUAUGUCUGCUUCUAGCCUCUACCCAACCCACACAGGCUCUCCUAUUGAGAUGAAAAACCCUUGGGGCUUGUCAGAUAAGCUUGUGGGAACGCUCCAUCCACCAAGGUCCUGUUAUACAGACACAGGCCCUCCUGCAGGGCCAAGAGAGCCAUUGAAAGGGAUGGGAAGGGGGUCCAAGACUCUGGGCCCGGUGUAGCGCUGUUGCUCAAUAAAUAAAUGCAGGUGACCUUGCCUGGUGCAACAGCUCUGCCUUGGGAGAGUA